UCAAAUUUCGCCCAUGUCUGGCUACCUGCCACCGGGCUUCCCGUACCCCAUCUUUCCUCCACCACCGCCCCCCUCUCCGUGGUCUCCGCCCAAGUCCAGAGACAACAGCACGACGUCCGGCGGGGUCAUCGCAGGCGUCGCCAUGUCUGUCGGCGCCUUCCUUCUUCUGCUCUCCUGCCUGUGCAGCCUCCACCAAGGGUACCGCAACAGCCGCGCCAAUGCCGCGGCCGACGACGCUGCCGCAGCCGCUGCAGCGCUCGCUGCGCGGCCGCAGGCGCCGCCACCCCGCCCAGAGCCAUGGGACAACCAGGAGCAGUGGCUACGCCGCCACCGCAGCGAUCGUGACGACGACGGCCGCACGCGGCGCGCCAGCCUUACGGCGGGCCUCCCGUCGUUCACGUACAACCGGACGGUGAGGCACAACGUGACGGGCAGCGGGGACGAGGCGGCGACGUGCUCCGUGUGCCUCGGAGCGUUCCAGGUCGGGGAGACAGUGCGGCUGCUGCCGGUGUGUAUGCACCUUUACCACGUCGAGUGCAUCGACCCCUGGCUUGAAGCGCACGCCACGUGCCCGCUAUGCCGGUCGGGCACUGAAGAAUCCACGAUGCACGGCAGGCUGCUUCUGCCGGUUUAGACGCGCUCUAUCUCACCCGGAUUCAGGCCUUCACGGUGUGCAUAGUUUGCAUCAUAAGAGAACUAUAGGUGUGUUACGUUGUAAAGAAUUUAUAAAUGCGUAAAUAAUGCGGUGUAUAUUUUCAGCUGUUAGCCCGUUUGCUAGGCCUUCAGCUUUGGCUUUUUUCUAGAGCUA
Molecule: messenger RNA, 808 nt
Organism: Zea mays
Lineage: Eukaryota; Viridiplantae; Streptophyta; Magnoliopsida; Poales; Poaceae
Product: putative RING-H2 finger protein ATL71
Exons: 1
Coding region: 14-634 (206 amino acids)
Source: RefSeq, a predicted model, not a curated record